CGCGCGGCCGGGCGUGGGCGCCUGGAGAGGUCGAAGGCCCUUUGCCCGCUGCGCCCCGGCGUCGCUGCUGCAGUCUGCGCGGAAUGGAGGGCACGGCCACGGCCGUCUGCGAGAUUUUGAAAUAUUUAAUAAUUUCCUGGAAGUGUGAAACAGCAGGAGUAACAACUGGAGCACUGCUAGAAGGACAGCUAGUGAUUUCUAUAGAAGCAUUAAAUUCUAAGCAUCAGGCAAAUACUCUUCAUUGUUUAACAACCAACAUACAGUCUAUACUGCCUGGAUUGUCUCCAAAGUUGAAUUGGACGUCAGAGGAAGCCAGCUAUUCUCAGGAUAUAAUGGGGGUAACACCGUUCCAAAUGAUUUUUGAGGUUGAUGAAAAGCCUGCAACUUUGAUGACAGAUAGUCUGGUUAUAAAGAAUUUUUUACGCAAAAUUAUCAUGGUGCAUCCUAAGAUUAAAUUUAAUUUCAGUGUAAAGGUGAAUGGAAUCCUCUCCAUAGAGGUCUUUAGGACAAAGAAUGAACCCACUUUGAACCUGUUGAAUGGAAUUGCUCUUGUCAUAAACUAUCAGCAUUAUGUGAGUAGACCAAAAGUUGGUACAACUGAAGUACUCUGCAGCAGAUUCCAUCCUGUGCUAGGACGUCCAGUAAUCCUUUCCAUCUCUGAAGACAUAGCUGACAUGGGCUUGUCUGGAGAGCUGACACUGACUCCAGCUGCUGCUCUGUGUCCUUGCCCGAAAGUCUUUUCCAACCAGCUGAAUAGGAUUUCUUCAGCUUCCAUAUAUCUAUAUGGACCUUCAGGUCUCCCUCUGAUACUGCCAAGUCAGGAGCAGCCAAGUGCUACUACUGUCUUGAAAGAUACCUCCUUCAUUGACUGGAAGAAAUACCACUUGUGCAUGAUGCCCAGUUUGGAUCGCAAUUUGGAUAAAGAUUUGGUGCUUCCAGAUGUGAGUUAUCAGGUGGCAUCCAGUGAGGAGGAUCAGUUUCAGAAUAUGGACCCGGAGGGACAAACUCUGCUGCUUUUUCUUUUUGUGGAUUUCCACAGCCAAUUUCCAGUCCAGCAAAUGGAACUCUGGGGAGUCCACACUUUGCUCACCACUCGUUUCAGUGCCAUCCUCAUGGAGAGCCACAGCGUGGUGCAAGAUUCUGUCCAGGGUGCCGUGGAUCAGGCCUUGGAGCAGUAUCACCAGGCUGCGAAGGCUCAUCAGAAACUGCAGGCCUCGCUCUCAGUGGCUGUGAAUUCCAUCAUGAGUAUUGUGACUGGAAGCACCAGCAGCAGCUUCCGAACAGUCUGUCUCCAGGCCCUUCAAGCAGCUGACACACAGGAGUUUGGGAUCAAACUGCACAAAUCAUUUUAUGAGAUUACCCAGCCCCGAUUUCUUCAUCAUUGCUCAUGUGAGGUGAAGCAGCUGAUCCCAGAGAAAAAUGAUGCAGAGCAGAGCACAGAGGAUGCACAUGAGCAGAGCAGCCUGGAGCUCCUUGCAGGGAUCAGCAGGCAAGUAGGAAGCAAGAGGCUGAAGAGCGGCAACCUCUGCCAGGGGGUGGAGAAGACGCGGGCUUGCCACACGGCCAGGGCCCCGAGACAGUCACAGGCCAUCCCGCGCCGCGCAGAGCCCACCGGGCCCUCCCUGACUCCUUGCGAAACCAGGGCGAGCCCCGGGAACCGCCUGGAGGAGGCGCUGUGGUUGCAGGAAGUCUCCAAUCUGUCCGAGUGGCUGAGUCCCGGCUCAGGGCCCUGAGCCCGGCUUCCCCGUGCGUCCAUGCCAGCCCCGCGGUAGCGGGAGUUGCAUUGUCUGCGAGUCAAUAAA
Molecule: messenger RNA, 1802 nt
Organism: Manis javanica (Malayan pangolin)
Lineage: Eukaryota; Metazoa; Chordata; Mammalia; Pholidota; Manidae
Source: RefSeq, a predicted model, not a curated record